Ostreococcus lucimarinus CCE9901 is the source of this 612-nucleotide messenger RNA. RefSeq lists its product with no specific name. The record is from RefSeq and is a predicted model, not a curated record. The transcript has a single exon. Lineage: Eukaryota; Viridiplantae; Chlorophyta; Mamiellophyceae; Mamiellales; Bathycoccaceae. Bases 1 to 612 code for a protein of 203 amino acids. Gene Ontology annotation, molecular function: GTPase activity; GTP binding.
AUGACGAGCGACGACGCGCGCGCGUACGAUCACCUGGUGAAAAUCCUCCUCGUCGGCGACUCCGGGGUCGGGAAGUCGUCGCUGCUCGCGCGAUUCAUCAGCGAUUCGUUCGACGAGCAGGGCCCGACGGUGGGCGUGGACUUUAAACUGAAACACGUCGACGUCGACGGGACGAGGCUGAAGCUCACGGUGUGGGACACCGCGGGACAGGAACGGUUUCGAACGCUGACGAGCUCGUAUUACAGAGGCGCGCACGGGGUCGUGUUCGUGUACGACGUGACGUCGAGGGAAAGCUUUGAGAACGCGCGCGAGACGUGGCGAAAGGAGGUGGAGAUGUACGGAACGAUCGCGAAUUCGGUGAAGAUUGUGAUUGGAAAUAAGAUCGAUAGGGAAGAUGAACGAACGGUGGCGCGGAAGGAGGGCGUGGCGUUCGCGAAGGAGUAUGGGUGCUUGUUUCUGGAGUGCAGCGCGAAGACCAAGGUGCGCGUGGCGGAGGCGUUCGACGAGUUGGUCAAGGGGAUUUUGGACGCGCCGGGGUUGUUGGUGGACGAAGUCGACGAUGGGGUGAAACUCGGCGCGUAUGCCGAUCGCGCGGGCGGUGGGUGCUGCUGA